This is a messenger RNA of Calypte anna (Anna's hummingbird), 2019 nucleotides long. It is a transcript of the gene RAP1B, whose product is annotated as RAP1B, member of RAS oncogene family. Gene Ontology annotation, cellular component: plasma membrane. The record is from RefSeq and is a predicted model, not a curated record. NCBI's taxonomy places the organism in Eukaryota, Metazoa, Chordata, Aves, Apodiformes, Trochilidae. Bases 194 to 748 code for a protein of 184 amino acids. The transcript has 8 exons. Gene Ontology annotation, molecular function: GTPase activity; GDP binding; GTP binding. Gene Ontology annotation, biological process: cellular response to cAMP; Rap protein signal transduction; negative regulation of synaptic vesicle exocytosis.
CCCCUGCCGCGCCAGAGCGAGGCUGGGCGUGCGGCGUCACGGCGACGGCCUCAAGCCGCGCCCCGGCAGAGGCAGCGAGAGGCAGCGCAGCGGAGAGGAGCUGGGCGGCGGGCGGAGCGCAGCGGGCUCGGCCGGCGAGGCGGCGGGGAGCGGAGGCGCUGUCCGGUAUUGAGGGUGAUUUAUCUCUUGCAUCAUGCGUGAAUACAAGCUAGUGGUUCUUGGUUCUGGAGGUGUUGGAAAGUCUGCUCUGACUGUACAGUUUGUUCAAGGAAUAUUUGUCGAAAAAUACGAUCCCACGAUAGAAGACUCCUACAGAAAGCAAGUUGAAGUAGAUGCACAACAGUGUAUGCUUGAAAUCUUAGAUACUGCAGGAACGGAACAGUUUACAGCAAUGAGAGACCUAUACAUGAAAAAUGGACAAGGUUUUGCAUUAGUAUAUUCCAUCACAGCACAGUCCACGUUUAAUGAUUUACAGGAUCUCAGAGAACAGAUUCUUCGAGUCAAAGACACUGAUGAUGUGCCUAUGAUUCUGGUUGGCAAUAAGUGUGACUUGGAAGACGAGAGAGUUGUGGGAAAGGAACAAGGUCAGAACCUAGCAAGGCAAUGGAAUAACUGUGCAUUCUUAGAGUCUUCUGCAAAAUCAAAGAUAAAUGUUAAUGAGAUCUUUUAUGACCUUGUGCGACAAAUUAACAGAAAAACUCCAGUGCCUGGAAAAGCACGCAAAAAGUCAUCGUGUCUGCUACUUUAAUACAUAGCUGUACUGUAGCUCUGAGCCAGGUCUGAAGAACUGUUGCCCAAUUCAACAGUGCCAGCAUUCCAACUUUAUUAAACCUACCAACAUCUUAAAUGGACUUUCCUGUGGUGGUACCCUUUAAGAAAUGGAUGAAAGCUACUACAUCAGUUUGCACAUUCUAAUCACUUUCCAGUGUCACGAGAGAUUUUUACUUAUAAAUAUUCUAAGUGUAUGCAACUGGUAAAACCAGAGCCUACAUCCAGUAUUACUGAUAAGAGACAUUGUUCAUCAACCAAUGUUGUACAUGUAUGAAAACUGUGUACUGUAUACUUCAACAAUCCCCACUUUCUAUUGGAGAGUACAAUAAUGUAAAUCCUAAAAGCACCACUAUUUUAGCAUAAUAAAAGAAAGUCCAAAGAGCUCCUAUAUAGACUACUCCAGAUAACUUUGCUUCAUCGGUAUUUGUAGCUUAUUGUAACUUUUUUAAAGAAAUACAGGAUCAUCAUCAUCAUCGUAUUGUACAAAAGCGCUUUGAUUAACACAACAGCUAUAUAGUUUUUUAAUUUUAGGAAAAACCUGUGGAGACAGUGAUCUAGUCUUUAAGAGUCCUUUCAGUAUAACGUCUGACUAAAGACAUGGCCUUUAAUAUCUGUUGGGAAGGAAAUGUCCAGACUUUUCAACCUUUUAUUGUAUGUUUCCUUUUCCUUGUUUACAUAGGGAACAAUGUUUAUAGUUGUGUGUACAGUGGGGGUCUACAACAAGAAGUGUAUAUUUUAAAACGAUUUUUUAAUGAUUUAACAAUUUUUUGUAAAUCAUUCUUGGGCUUCUGCAGCUGUAGAUUCUCACUGUGAAUUCCCUUGCUUGCUCAUGCAUAAGUGUAUUUGCAAUACCAAAUAUACAGGUUUAGUAAUUUUGCCUGUUAGUGAUUGUUUUACAUGUGUAACGUUUUGGUUGAGAUGUUAAAUGGUGGAAGAGUACUGUGGAUGUGAAUGUGGGAAGUAAUUUUAAUCAUGUGUAAUUGGUCACAGGGCCUAAGUUGCAGUAAUUAACUUUUGCUGAUUUAUUUAACAAUGCCUUGUUGCUUUGUAUGCAUUAACGUUUGGGUGUAAAGAUUGUGUGUAUAUCCAACAGGGAGCCACAGUAUUUAAAUUGACCAACCUAAUGUUACAACUGCUUUGAGGUGGCCAAAUGUAAACUAAAAGCCUUAAUUAAAGUGGUGCAAUUUUGUAUGACUUAGCAUCAGUAGUUCAAUAAAUUUGGAUUGCCAUGCAAGGGCUUGCAUUACA